Solanum pennellii is the source of this 1644-nucleotide messenger RNA. RefSeq names its product E2F transcription factor-like E2FE. Gene Ontology annotation, cellular component: RNA polymerase II transcription regulator complex. Gene Ontology annotation, molecular function: DNA-binding transcription factor activity, RNA polymerase II-specific; RNA polymerase II cis-regulatory region sequence-specific DNA binding. The transcript is spliced from 11 exons. Lineage: Eukaryota; Viridiplantae; Streptophyta; Magnoliopsida; Solanales; Solanaceae. Bases 188 to 1267 code for a protein of 359 amino acids. The record is from RefSeq and is a predicted model, not a curated record. Gene Ontology annotation, biological process: regulation of transcription by RNA polymerase II.
UAGAAUCUGAAAUUCAAACUUUCAAAAACCCUCCAAUGGCUUAUUUCCACCCCGCCAAACUCAACAAACCCUUUCUUAACGGCUCUUUCUUCUCCAUUUAACUUCUCUUUCUUCCUGCAAAGAGCUUUGUAAUAAACACAUUGUUUGAAUUUCUUUGGAGUUUCGUCGAAAGAUUUUUUUUUUAAACAUGGCUUUAGCUUCAGAUCCUUCGAAAGAAUCCAGAUCUACUUAUUGUCGGAAACAGAAAUCACUUGGUCUCUUAUGUUCAAAUUUUUUGAGCUUGUAUGAUCGACAAGGUGUGGAAACUAUUGGGCUUGAUGAUGCUGCUCGGAGAUUGGGGGUUGAAAGACGGCGGAUCUAUGAUAUUGUGAAUGUACUGGAAAGCAUUGGUGUUCUUGCUAGGAAGGCUAAGAAUAGGUAUUCAUGGAAAGGGUUAGAAGCAAUUCCGAGGACUUUGGAACAGUUGAAGGAAGAGGGUCUUAAAGAGAAUGUCAGUGGAUUUGAUGGAUCUAGCUCUGCCAAGGGUUCAGAUGAUGAUGAGGAGGAUGAUAGAGAUUCCAAGCUAAUCACUUCGAGUCAGACUGAUAAACUAAGCUCCAACUCUGGUGUCAACUCUGCAGCGCCAGUUAAAUCUGAAAAUAGGAGAGAAAAAUCAUUGGGACUGCUUACACAGAAUUUUGUGAAGCUCUUCCUCUGCACCAAUGUUGACAUGAUUUGCCUUGAUGAGGCAGCAAAAAUACUGUUAGGAGAUGGGAGGCCUCCUGCCAUGACAAGAACAAAAGUUAGGAGGCUGUAUGAUAUCGCAAAUGUUUUGUCUUCGAUGCAAUAUAUUGAGAAGACCCAUCAUCCAGAGACGAGGAAACCUGCAUUUAGAUGGUUGGGGCUUGGAGGAAGAUCAGAAUAUAAAUCAGUUGAUGCCUUUUGUACUAUUGAGUCCAAGAAGAGGGUAUUUGGGACUGAGCUUACAAACACAACUAUCAAGAGGAACAGAGUUGCUGUACCUAUGGAUGGUAUUUCAGAUGAAGCAACUCGAAAACAAUUGCUAACUGAAGUGAAAUGUGAGAACCUAGAAAAUGAUUUUCACAUUCCUAAACAGGAGCCUGGUUUAACAGCGAGCAAAAAGAGUUACCACUUUGGUCCAUUUGCUCCUCCAACCGUACCUCAAGCUGAAGUUUCUGAGGCUGACAGAAUGAAACGGGUUCAUGACUGGGAAAGUCUAGCCUCCAGUUACCGUCCUCAAUAUCACAACCAAGGAAUGCCACAUUGAGAGUCUGAAGUUACUCUUUUAACUUUGACAGCAAGUAAGCUCCUUUUAAUGUGACCUAUCAUCAACCAGGGUAUGGUUUAUUAUGUUUAAAUUUCUUUUUCUAGUGCACUGAAACAGGUAAUUCAAUCAUGUUAUAUAUCUGGUCUAUUCUCAAAUCGCUCUGCUGACUGGUUAUUUGCUCCAUAUGAUGAUAUUGACGCGUUUAGUAUGUUUUUAACCAAAUCAUCUUUUACAUAAGAUGUGAAACAAACUUUUGUAGGUUGCACUUACUGUUUAUUUGACUCAGCUUCUUAUCUAUGCUGACAUAUUAUCAAAGCAGUAUAGACAAAUUAUUCGAUGUACUUGAGCUUACAAGCAAGUCUUGUCCGUUUGUUAUG